Amphiprion ocellaris (clown anemonefish) is the source of this 1240-nucleotide messenger RNA. It is a transcript of the gene mettl1, whose product is annotated as methyltransferase 1, tRNA methylguanosine. Gene Ontology annotation, biological process: RNA (guanine-N7)-methylation; tRNA methylation. Gene Ontology annotation, cellular component: tRNA methyltransferase complex. Lineage: Eukaryota; Metazoa; Chordata; Actinopteri; Pomacentridae. The coding region runs from base 137 to 862 and encodes 241 amino acids. The transcript is spliced from 6 exons. The record is from RefSeq and is a predicted model, not a curated record. Gene Ontology annotation, molecular function: tRNA (guanine(46)-N7)-methyltransferase activity.
ACUCCGCGACGCUCAAGCGGUGGUAAACUAGAAACGAACGUGACUCUGGGAAAGUCGCCGUUCAGAAGUGGAUAACUGUGUUUAUCUGAUAAUUAUUCGACAGCGAGAACAUCGGGUUUAUUAUUUUUAGUCCAAAAUGAGUUCGUCAAUGCCGCAGAAGCGCUACUACAGACAGAGAGCCCAUUCAAACCCGAUGGCACACCACACGUUUGAUUAUCCUGUGUGUCCUGAGGAGAUGGACUGGUCCACGCUGUAUCCAGACUACUUUAGUGGAAGCCAGCCUGAGGAACAGGCCCACAGAGUGGAGUUUGCAGACAUCGGAUGUGGAUACGGGGGGCUUUUAGUGGAGUUAUCGCCACUUUUCCCAGAUAAACUCAUGCUGGGUUUGGAGAUCCGGGUGAAGGUGUCAGAUUAUGUUCAGGAUCGCAUCAAGUCGCUGCGUGCCUCUGAACCUGGCAGCUACCAGAACAUCGCCUGCCUUCGCAGCAAUGCCAUGAAGUAUCUGCCCAACUUCUUCUCCAAGGGACAGCUCAGUAAGAUGUUCUUCCUCUUCCCUGACCCUCACUUUAAGAAGACCAAGCACAAAUGGAGGAUCAUCAGUUCCACUUUGCUGGCAGAGUACGCCUAUACACUGAGAGUCGGGGGCUUGGUGUAUACCAUCACAGAUGUGGAGGAAGUCCACCUCUGGAUGGUGAAGCACUUCACUGAACAUCCUCUGUUUGCACGUGUCCCAGAUGAAGAGCUGGUGGACGAUGUCAUUGUAGGUCGUUUGGGUACGUGUACAGAGGAAGGAAAGAAAGUCCAGAGAAAUGGAGGGAAGAACUUCCUUGCAGUUUUCCGGAGGACUGAGGACUCACAUUGAGAUCGUCAUCAUGCAUGGAGGAUAACGGAUUCUGGGGUUUGUUCUCCCAGCAGAUGUACAGUGAUAUUUUGUCUUUCUUGCAUUUCCUUACAAACAUUUAGAGUAUUACCAGAAAAAAGACUUGUUUGAUUCUUUUUUUGUUGUUGUUUUUUUUAAAAAGCUUUUUCAUGUAAUUAAUAUAUUUCAUUCCUCACAAGAAAGAAUCCAAGAGUAGUAAAUCGUAAAUGGAUUUAGGAUUGACUUGUGUAUUGUGAAGCUUUCUUUUUAAUUAUUGCCUUUUUUAAUGAUGUUCUUCGGUUUCUUUUGACAAACUGUAUGAUGCUGUCUUGGAUUUCUUGUGAAGCUGUAAAGAUCUUAAAGUAAAACAACUACUCAGAA